This is a messenger RNA of Symphalangus syndactylus (siamang), 2940 nucleotides long. It is a transcript of the gene GALNT16, whose product is annotated as polypeptide N-acetylgalactosaminyltransferase 16. Gene Ontology annotation, molecular function: polypeptide N-acetylgalactosaminyltransferase activity. NCBI's taxonomy places the organism in Eukaryota, Metazoa, Chordata, Mammalia, Primates, Hylobatidae. The record is from RefSeq and is a predicted model, not a curated record. Gene Ontology annotation, biological process: protein O-linked glycosylation. Gene Ontology annotation, cellular component: Golgi apparatus.
GCGGCGCGGGCCCAGGACUGAGCAGCUAGGCGCGAGCGAAAACAAACAGCUGGGGCUGCGAGCGCCCCCGCCCCGGCCCCGAGAGCACGCCGGCCCCGUCCCCCACCCGGGGCGCCCGUCUGCCCACCAUGAGGAAGAUCCGCGCCAAUGCCAUCGCCAUCCUGACCGUAGCCUGGAUCCUGGGCACUUUCUACUACUUAUGGCAGGACAACCGAGCCCACGCAGCAUCCUCCGGCGGCCGGGGCACGCAGAGGGCCGGCAGGAGGCCGGAGCAGCUCCGCGAGGACCGCACCAUCCCGCUCAUUGUGACAGGAACUCCCUCGAAAGGCUUUGAUGAGAAGGCCUACCUGUCGGCCAAGCAGCUGAAGGCCGGAGAGGACCCCUACAGACAGCACGCCUUCAACCAGCUGGAGAGUGACAAGCUGAGCCCGGACCGGCCCAUCCGGGACACCCGCCAUUACAGCUGCCCGUCUGUGUCCUACUCCUCAGACCUGCCAGCCACCAGCGUCAUCAUCACCUUCCACAAUGAGGCCCGUUCCACCCUGCUGCGCACGGUGAAGAGUGUCCUGAACCGAACUCCUGCCAACUUGAUCCAGGAGAUCAUUUUAGUGGAUGACUUCAGUUCAGAUCCGGAAGACUGUCUACUCCUGACCAGGAUCCCCAAGGUCAAGUGCCUGCGCAAUGAUCGGCGGGAAGGGCUGAUCCGGUCCCGAGUGCGUGGGGCAGACGUGGCUGCAGCUACCGUCCUCACCUUUCUGGAUAGCCACUGCGAAGUGAACACUGAGUGGCUGCCGCCCAUGCUGCAGCGGGUGAAGGAGGACCACACCCGCGUGGUGAGUCCCAUCAUUGAUGUCAUCAGUCUGGAUAAUUUUGCCUACCUUGCAGCAUCUGCUGACCUUCGUGGAGGGUUCGACUGGAGCCUGCAUUUCAAGUGGGAGCAGAUCCCUCUUGAGCAGAAGAUGACCCGGACAGACCCCACCAGGCCCAUAAGGACACCUGUCAUAGCUGGAGGAAUCUUCGUGAUUGACAAGUCCUGGUUUAACCACUUGGGAAAGUAUGAUGCCCAGAUGGACAUCUGGGGGGGAGAGAAUUUUGAACUCUCCUUCAGGGUGUGGAUGUGUGGUGGCAGUCUGGAGAUCGUCCCCUGCAGCCGGGUGGGCCAUGUCUUCAGGAAACGGCACCCCUACAACUUCCCUGAGGGUAAUGCCCUCACCUACAUCAGGAAUACCAAGCGCACUGCAGAAGUGUGGAUGGAUGAAUACAAGCAAUACUACUAUGAGGCCCGGCCCUCAGCCAUCGGGAAGGCCUUCGGCAGCGUGGCUACACGGAUAGAGCAGAGGAAGAAGAUGAACUGCAAGUCCUUCCGCUGGUACCUGGAGAACGUCUACCCAGAGCUCACGGUCCCUGUGAAGGAAGCACUCCCCGGCAUCAUUAAGCAGGGGGUGAACUGCUUAGAAUCUCAGGGCCAGAACACAGCAGGUGACUUCCUGCUUGGAAUGGGGAUCUGCAGAGGGUCUGCCAAGAACCCCCAGCCCGCCCAGGCAUGGCUGUUCAGUGACCACCUCAUCCAGCAGCAGGGGAAGUGCCUGGCUGCCACCUCCACCUUAAUGUCCUCCCCCGGAUCCCCAGUCAUACUGCAGAUGUGCAACCCUAGAGAAGGCAAGCAGAAAUGGAGGAGAAAAGGAUCUUUCAUCCAGCAUUCAGUCAGUGGCCUCUGCCUGGAGACGAAGCCUGCCCAGCUGGUGACCAGCAAGUGUCAGGCUGACGCCCAGGCCCAGCAGUGGCAGCUGUUGCCACACACAUGACGGAGGGAUUUUCUUGAAGGGUCAGCUAUUGCACUGGGCUGGGAGGCUGGCUGUGGCUCCUGUUUGUGAAGAGAACUCCCAGUUCCUUUUUCACAGCUGCUGAGAACACAUCCACACAUCUACCCCAUGGCCUUGUCUUGGAACUGCUCCUGCUAUCCCCACACCCUGCUUCCUCACCCUACUGGCUCUUGGGCAAAUGACUGUUGGUACCAGCACCCUGGGGGUCUCCGCUACGAAGCAGACCAGCCUGGGGCAGAUAUACCUACCACAGGAGCCCCCGGUCUUUCAUAGGCCAAGGAUCCACAUACCCAUAGAGUUCAUGGAUUCCAGAGGGUCUAGGAAUCUCUUGAAAUUGUCCCUAAAAUACUGCAUGUGUGUGCAUACAUGCAUUUUCCUGGGGAAAAAGUCCAUGGCUUCUAAAAGAGGUCCCUGAUCCCCAAAGGGCCUGAACCUCUGCUCUGGAUUGAAGCCACUGUCUGCCCAAGCUGCCACCCCCAAUCUUCCUCCCUGGUGUGCUCAAACUGCCAGCACCUGCUCCCUCCACGCGGCCCUUGGGGUCGGCAGCCAAGUGUCUGUGGUCCGCAGCACCUGCUCUGGAGGGCUCUCCAGCAGUUUCGCCUCCUGACUCUCACCAGCGUCCUCUCGGCAGCACUCCCGUGCCCAAGCGCACCCCUCUGGACUUGCCAGCGCGGGGCCCUUCACCCCCAGGGCCAUGCUUUGCCUGUCCUCUGUCGUGAUGUUUCUUCCACAGCCAGGUGCAGCCUCAGAUCCCCUGUUCAUCUGGGAAGCCUCCUGCCACAGCUUAGGACAGAACUGGGCCCAGGGCAAAGGCCUCUCCCCAGAGGAUGGACUAGAAGGCCUGGGCCACACUCGGGCAUGGACCUUUGGGGCUGGGGAGCAGGGGCUGCUCCUGUUGAAUGUAAGAGGACUGCUGACCAGAGGGCCUUCAAGAGGGUCUCUCUCUCCUUUGCUGUGGUCAGAUCAGGCUCUGCACUUAUCAGCCGGUCCUUUGUGGCAACUCAGCCCUAUUCUGUUUUUGCUUUUCCUCUUCUUGACCAAAGCAUGUGCCACUAGCUGUCCUUGAGGACCUCGUCUUCGUGAAACACACAUCUGGAAUAAAACCACUUCUUACAUA